UGGAAGGAGGAGGGAAUUCAAAGAAUCCUGCACAUUAAAGAUGAGAGGUAAGAAGGAGGGUUUCUCUUUAUAAUGAUCAUUCAUGUUGAAUGAGCUUGACAGGAAGAGUGUGUGUUGGUGUGUCUGUGCACAAGGAUGCAGUUUUGGGUCGUACUCGCUGUUGUUUACCUGCCCAGCUUCCAGGCGGCCGCUUGGCACCACAGAAAAGCUCUGUAUCCGUCUGCAUACAGGAUAAAGCGCGGGGCGUAUUCGCUCAACAACCCCACGUUCCAGCGCUCAUCGGAGGACAUCAGUUUGCUCUUUGAGAUUCUGCUCUCGGGAAUGCAGAUUCGAGGCGAGGAGCACACCCUGCUGAUCCCAGAUGAGGAGCUGGCCUCCCUACGAAGCGUUAAAAAGCUGGAAGUCAUCUGUGAGGACGUUCUGCCGAAGAGGCUCUCCGACAUCCGCCGUCUGACGGCUGAACUCGCCCAGCGGCUGGAGCCUCUCAGCUGGCCGGACUUCGAGAGGACCGUGCUGACUUUAGUUUACACAUCGCAGACUUUAGCGCAGAUCACCGACCAGCAUCAGAGAGAGCUGUGGACGAACGCUCUGAUGCAACUGUUUCAAGCUGUUCAAAAAGAUCUCAGACCAACCUGAGAAACAGUCAAAGCAUCAACUUCACUGACUUAGAUUAACUCCUCAGUCUUCUCUAAGCAUCAGAGAAAAUCUGCAUAACAACAAUUCCCCUAUGCUUGUGUGGCUUUGAUGUUCUUCGUUCUGUCUUGACCUUGAAAUCACUGGACUGAUUUUAAUUGAACCCUGGACAUUCCCUCAUUAGAUGUGCAUUUACAGCUGAUGUCAACAGCAUCCAAGAUGGCUGCUACAGCUAAUCAACGUUUGUAACCACAAAAAUAGCCUCUGUCAGCUUUACAGAUUUUGGUGCCAUGGUAGCAGAAAAUCAUUAUUACCACACAUCCUGAUUUUUCUUAAAACAUUUUCUAUUUUCUUUCUGCUCUCUCCUGUUCAAAUUGUUCUUCAGACUUUGUAAACUCUAAUUUCUGGUUUUCCAGUUGAAUGUGUCAUGUUCUGUGUCCCCUUGGUCCCCAGCCCCCUCCUGUUCUCCCUCAGGUUCCCCUCAUGUGUCUUCUUGUGUUCCCCAGCUCCCUCUAGGUUUCCUCAUGUUUUCCUCCCAGUCACUCCCUUGUAAUUCCCAUUUGUUUGCAUUCAUUCUCACUCCCAGCGCAUCAAAAACAAACGCUUGGUCAGCAACCCUCCGCGUCAGACCCCUGACGUCAAAAGUACCCUUUAUUCGUCACUUAUGUGCGAAAAGGGUUUUUUCCCUUUUCUGACAGCAGAUCCCAGUGCAGAGUAAAACUGAUGUGAUGGGAUGUCCGCUGAUGUGGCACUGAACCAGCUCAUUUAACCAUACCUAAACCUUAAAGUUUUGCUAUUUAUAUCCUUCCCCUCACCCUCAUCCUAACCUUAACCCUCUUGCUACCUAAAACGUUACUCUCACUGUGAUCAAGUGUUUGUUUCCCAUGCAUUCUGACUGUGAGUUUUCAUAUUUGCCGCCCAAGGGGAACAUUAGAACAUACCAUCUGGUGAGGGGGAGGUUACAAAUACCCUCUGCUUUUAACCUCCACCUUGGUAGUUGAAACCUCCCCCUCACGUUGCCUCGGUCCAAAUCCGACCAAUGACGAGGCGGCUCCCGCCGUUCACUUUAUAGAGCCGGCUUUUAGAGCGACCGACACAUCACUAACGUGUUCGAUGGCAAGAUGGUUAAGGUUAGGAUAGGGGUGUGGGGAAGGUUAAAUAACAAGAGGAUAAGGUUAGGGUGAGGUACAGUGAGCUUGUUUGGUGCCCUGACUGUGGAAAUCCCAUCGCGUCAGUUUUACGCUGCAUUGGGAUCUGCAGUCAGAAAAGGGAAAACCCUUUUCGCGUAUAAGUGACGAAAAAGGGUUCUUUUGACGUCAGGGGUCUGACACAGAGGGUGGCUGACCAAGCGUUUGUUUUUGACGUGCUGGUAGUGAGAAUGUGUUGUUGCAUUAGCCCUCCUCACCCCUCUAGUUAUAACCGAGCAGCCUAUUUGCCUGCACUUUUGAAGCUGACGGGAGGGGGGUCAGCUUUACAGAGCUCCCACAGCUGAGGAGGGAGAGAGGAGGUAAACAGCGAGUGGAUCACAGGGACUGAACUGAUGUUUUUGAGCAAAACUGUGGUAAAAAUGGCAGUUUGUCCU
Messenger RNA from Nothobranchius furzeri (turquoise killifish), 2215 nucleotides. Its product is annotated as protein FAM180A. The record is from RefSeq and is a predicted model, not a curated record. Lineage: Eukaryota; Metazoa; Chordata; Actinopteri; Cyprinodontiformes; Nothobranchiidae.